Dentiscutata erythropus is the source of this 887-nucleotide messenger RNA. NCBI's taxonomy places the organism in Eukaryota, Fungi, Glomeromycota, Glomeromycetes, Diversisporales, Gigasporaceae. The record is from the annotation of a GenBank genome assembly.
GUGUUCCUGAUUAUUAUAAAAUUAUCACACGUCCAAUGGAUCUUUCUACUAUUAAUACUAAACUGGAAAAUGAUCAUUAUGUAAAUGCUGAUGAGUUUGAAGCUGAUAUCCGUCUUAUGUUUCAGAAUUGUUAUACUUAUAACGGCCCUGGAAGCGAUGUGUAUAAUAUGGGUAAAGAGUUGGAAAAAGUUUUUGAUAAAAAGUGGGCAGAAAAACCAAAGGCCCAGGUUCGUCAAGAAUCUGAAAGUGAAUCUGAAGCAGAUGAAAGUAAUCAAAUUUCUCAGAUGCGAAAACCAUCCAAAGCAAAGGCUAAAAAGGCAGCAAAAAGUGCAAAGCCUAGUACAACUAAAAGUAUUCCGGAUAUUAGUAAGCCCGUCGAAGAUGGAAAGAAAUCAUUAAAACGUCCUCGAGCUACUAAUAAACGUGAAGAGCAGGAAGGACUGACAUCAGAACAAAAGGCUGAUCUUAGUGAAAGAAUCGAACUUCUCUCAACAGAUAAUAUGAAUGAACUUAUCAAAUUAGUCGAAGAAAGUGGUGCUCCUAUGGAGAGGGGAAGCGGCGGUUAUGAAAUAGAAAUUGAAUCGCUUGAUUAUAAUACUGCAAGGAAGAUGUAUGAUUUUGUAUUGAGGCAUACACCAAAAAAAGCUAGUCCUAAAAAAAGAGGGCCUCCUUCUAAAAAACCUCGUACAAAUGCCAAUGAAAAAGAUCAAGAACAAAAAAUUCUAGCCUUAGAAAGAACUUUGGCAAAAUUUGAUCACAAAUCACCAACACCGUCUCCCCAAGCUAAAUAUGGAAGUCAUUACAGUUCGGACGACGAUUCUUCAGACAGUCAGAGUUCUGAUUCAUCUGGUUCAGAAUCGGAAGAUUCAGGUAGCGAGACUGUUUAG